Toxotes jaculatrix (banded archerfish) is the source of this 1026-nucleotide messenger RNA. RefSeq names its product cilia- and flagella-associated protein 100-like. The record is from RefSeq and is a predicted model, not a curated record. NCBI's taxonomy places the organism in Eukaryota, Metazoa, Chordata, Actinopteri, Toxotidae. The coding region runs from base 168 to 917 and encodes 249 amino acids. The transcript has 8 exons.
UUUUGAAAAAGAGAGGAAGCUCAAACAGGAGAAGAAUGCAGUGAUUGAGGAGCUCAGUGACAAAAUGAGGACCAAAAAAAGGUGUGGAGAAAGGUUUGGAGUCCAGUCCAGGUAGAGUGCUGCCUUCUACCGAAGAGCCCACACUGUCCUCAUCCCACGACGACACAAUGGUCACAAAUGUUAAACUGGACAGCGAGAGAUCAGAGUAUGAGGAGAACCUGGUGUUAUACUUCUCGGAUUCCCAGCAGCUACAGGGUCUGGUAGAGGAGCUGACAGAGCAAAAUUUGUCCCUUGUUCAGAACUCCAACAAAGUGAAUGAGAUACAUGAGGAGCUCCGGCAAACUGUUUGUGUCAAGUUGAAGAAAAUGGAAGUGGAGGAAGAGAAUCUGAUGUUGCAGGCCAAAGACAUGAGGGACAGAACUAACCAAGAAAGGUUGAGAAUUGUCCAGCUCACAAAAAAGGUUCAGCUGCACGACUCAUUAAGAACAGCAGACCAGGAUAUUAUGUUGAACGCUUUGGGUGUGAAGGUGACGGAGGUGCAUCGCUGCUGCGUGGAUAGCCGGCCGACCAGCCUCAGCACCCUGGAGAAGCUGUCAAGCAUCGAGUACCAUAUGGCUUUGCUGCUCCAGCACAUUGAGAACAUCCCUGAAGAAAGCUUGGAGAAUCUGAGGCAAAUCAAGGACAGUGAGAGGAGGAGCAGGCUGCGUGAAGAAAAACUGAGACUGGAGAGAGAGAAACAGGAAAAAAGGAUGGAGAAGUGCACGCAAAGAUCCCUGAGUGAUGCCAAGAAAAUAAGAGGAAGAAAACUCAUGCCCAGAUGUAUCCCUGUCGAGCAGAAGACCGAAGUCUACAGUACGGACGACCUCCCUGCCGAAGAUGAGUUCCAGGCCCACCUCUUUAACCCUGAGGACGUGUAGAAAAACAUAUUAUAUUAGUACAAAUUCUAAAACAUAAUGUCUUUUUGAAUGCCCAGGAUUCUGGUUAUGAGCUGAAUCAGAAUACAUGCAAUAAAGCAGUUGGAUUGUA